AUGCUGAAACUAGCGAUUGUGUUGAUUUUUGGGGUUAUUGCUUUGAAUUGUCAUGGAGUUUUUGCAGAGCCUAAGUCCGAUUGCCUUUUAAAAGAUCCUCCCAACCAAUGUGGGGGAUUCUGCCUUGGUGUUUUAACACCGGUGCUGAAUCACUUGACCAUCCCCCAGGAUCAAAGGAAUCCAAGUGAUCCAAAAAAAUCUAACGAGGUCCUGGUAAGGCAGUACACUAUGGAAAGUCAACUGACUGCCUUGCAAGAAAAACAAUCCACCUUUGAAACCUCACUGGAUUUCCAACAUAAAUCUAUGGAUAUCAACCAGCAGAACUUGACUGAUAGACUGGAUGAGUUGGAAAGCCAACUGUCAGCCUUACAAGAAACAUUACUCAGAGUGGAGACCAAAGUUAAAUAUUUGGGAUUCGAGCAAAUCGGCUCGAAAUACUUUUAUAUUGAAAAGCUAACUGAGAGGAAUUGGUCCUCUGCUUCAAAAUCUUGUCGCAAUAUGGGAGCUCAACUGGCUGACAUUAAGGACCAAGAGGAACUGACGGCCAUUCAGGCGAGCCUCAACAAGGACACUCAUUACUGGCUGGGCAUCAAUGACUUGGGCCACAAGGACGAAUUCUUGUCCGUGGCCACCGGGAAGCCAGCUCCUUUUCUGAAAUGGGCAUCUAUUCGACCAACUCGAUUGGACACUUCCGACUGCGUGUUCCUCUAUAAUGGUGAAAUGUACGAUUAUCCUUGUAACUAUAGUUUCCGGUUUAUUUGCCAGACAGAGGAGGAAAAUGAGCAAAAAAUAUAUUAA
Molecule: messenger RNA, 798 nt
Organism: Drosophila subpulchrella
Lineage: Eukaryota; Metazoa; Arthropoda; Insecta; Diptera; Drosophilidae
Product: accessory gland protein Acp29AB-like
Exons: 1
Coding region: 1-798 (265 amino acids)
Molecular function (GO): signaling receptor activity
Source: RefSeq, a predicted model, not a curated record